Vanderwaltozyma polyspora DSM 70294 is the source of this 450-nucleotide messenger RNA. RefSeq names its product Tkp3 protein. Bases 1 to 450 code for a protein of 149 amino acids. The record is from RefSeq and is a predicted model, not a curated record. The transcript has a single exon. Lineage: Eukaryota; Fungi; Ascomycota; Saccharomycetes; Saccharomycetales; Saccharomycetaceae. Gene Ontology annotation, molecular function: nucleic acid binding. Gene Ontology annotation, biological process: DNA integration.
AUGAAUCAACAAAAAUUAUGGAAUCCCAAUGCUCCUUUGUUACUACUCGACACCAUACGCAAUUGUAAGAAUUGCGAGACUUAUCAAAGUUUUAAAGAUCUUCCGGUUGAAUUACCAAAUUUUAAGCCUAUUCCUGUAUUAACAACCUGGCAUUUAGAUUUUGCAGGUCUUUUCCCAAUAGAUGACGAAUUUCGAUACUUCAUUAUUGCCGUUGACUAUACUUCCAAUUUUACAGAUACUACACCUCUAAUCUCUCCAAACAGUGAUGCGGUUUGUAAAAUGAUCCUGAGAAAAUAUAGAAUGUUUGGCAAACCACGAACAAACAUUACCAAUAAUGUAGCAAGUGCUACAUCUCAUACGAUUGCAGAUGAAAUUAACCACCUAAAAAUCAAAUAUAUCCAGAGUUCUGUCUACAGCCCUGUGGCAACAGCAAGGCUGAACGUACUAUAA